CUUGUCGAGAGAUGUCACAGGAGCGUUUCAUUAAAUCUUCUAGUACAGAAUCGCAGGUGAGUGACAAUGUAAGGAGAGAACUGGAGCAAGAAAAGAUCUAGAUCAUAAUGUACCUGCUUCAGGACCCCACGCAUGAGGAUUAGUUAUUUUUUGUGGCCAUUUUAGUAACGGAAUCGGAAAAGGAGCGUCUUCUCGUCCUUUCCACUACUAGAAGGAGAAGGGAGCCGCGCCUCUGGUGUUCUGUGUCAGUUCUGACUUGGACGAAUAGGUUCACAGGUAUGGCGGACGACGACGUGGCACCUGACAUGCGCGCAAUCGAUGAGCCAAGCCCACGCUCGAGCCCUCGUCGGGUGUUUUGGACAGGAGGGCAACAAAGUCGUUUGAAGCACAAGCUCGCCCGAUCAGGCCAACGAGUUUCUCGUCGUGAGCAUGCAUCAACCGCGCGACCGUCUUCAGCGCCGGUAACCCGGACGACUUCUUCGAUCAACGUCAGACCAAUAUCUGGUUCCGGUCGCCGAUCCUCAGGCUGCGUUACAGCGCGCAAUCGAGCUAGGAACAGUAACCCGCUGUUGGAGGCUGUGGAUGAGGAAAACAGCUUCAUUGAGGAAAUACGUCCGGCGACCGCAACCACUGACGCCCCCUCGGUUUCGGAGUCAUACAGUCGCCCCUCGUCGGCAGCCACACACGCAUUUUUCGGAGGAGGCUCCGCCGGAACAAGGCCGGGUAGCGCGACGUCGACAGCAGCGAGCUGGGUUUACAGUGCGAGCAGCCCGGCAAAUGGUGACUCUGAUUCCAUCGCGACUCCGGCACGCAACUUGCGCCUGCCACUCGACUUUGCGGGUAGCAGUCCGGAGUGCAGUCAGGACGUGUUGGAAGAUUUUUCUUCCAUAGAGGACGCAUCUUUAGGAUCCACGUUUGCCGCGAAAAAUGGGUUCGUCAGCUCCUGCACCUACUCGUCGGACGGUUUCGCCUUCGCCGGACAGUUUCUCUUCUACAACAAAAGUAGCGACGAAGAGGAGUGCAGCCCAGUCGAUAGUCUUCACGGAAAUUACCGACAGGGUAAUGCGGCUACGAUCGAGGAGGAGGGGGAAGAGAAAAAGAAGAAAACUUCCGCCUUCGACCCCGCCUCGUUGCUCCCCGAGUCCAUCGUGGAAAGAACCAAGUUCUGCCCAAGCCGAAAGCAACACCUGUGGCCGGCUUCAGUCUACAGUACCAUAUCCCGCCCGCGGCCGAAAUCCGCGGCCGCCAGUAUGUGCGCCGCGCGGCGCGAGCGGCGAGAGACCGUGAGGAAUUACCGUGCCGGUCUGAAUGAGAAGACGCGGUAUCGGGUACGGGAGCAUGUGUUCUAUUCCGAUAUCCAGAACGCUGCGUGGGACAUGCCCCCAAAAUGGUCGUUGGGGAGUCGGCGCGACGUGAAUGCUGGCAAAGCACCCGACACCUACCGCGACAGCUGUGACCGACCAGCAACCCCGGUUCGGUACGGCUACUCCAGAAAACACGGCGGGCACCAGAAGAAGCCGUCGCAAUUUUCCGUCGGGUAACAUCAUGGAUUGCAAGCUUGUAGUGAACAAAGUUACUGAGUGUGAGUACUAGUUCUACUUAGUUGAAUUUGUCAGCACAUGAGGCUGGAUGCAGAAAAAAAUAUGGGUAAAUUAAUUUUUAAAAAAAUGCAAAAAUAUCAGGGCUCUUCGUCCGGACCCAGAUCCGCCGUCCGAGGGCGAACCCGGUCCGGGUCAUUACUACAAGAAUCGCCUGCGUUGGCCGUCGGAGCCGGCCAUCAUCUCGCCUAGCUUCGAAGCCAGCGACCGCUUCCCGGAGUUCGUGGAGCAGCCGUGGAACAAGAAGCCGCCCCCCGGCUACUACGGCUACCCGGACGUGAAGCCGAAUCCUGUGCACCCGCGAUUUCCCGGAUUUUUGCUGAAAUCCCGGACCGAGCUACCCAAGGGAUCGGCCAGCGAUUGGCUCAACCCCGCCCCCGGUCACUACGACCUUCCGGUGCGGCGGGCCGAUCCAACCAAGCCGCGCCAGCCGGAGUUCAAUAUUUCGGCAACGUUGGACAACGAAUACCAAAAGUUCCUCGCCGACAACGCCGCGGCGCCCGGGCCCGGAUCCUACGAGAUUCCGUUCGCACUUGGCCUGACGCACCCGACGAUACCGUUAACGAGUCGCGCAAAGGUCUUGUGCCCGGUCCACACGCCGCGGGUGCGAGACUAGUUUUGAAGCACACAACGAACGCCCCAUGCUACCCACCUGCUGUACUACACUUGAGAACUACUCACAUGAUAGAGAAUUGCCUUCUUACGUGUACCAGUAGAUGAAUGUAAAUGUUGUCGAUGGUCGAAGAUAACGCUCUUACCUGAGUUGUAACUAAGAAAUCCUAUCCAAAAUAAAUGUGCAUACCCGUGUAGUUGCCCAUGUAAGAAUUUUCAGACUUGAGCCCUCACUAGUUUCUCGUUUGUCUGUACUAGAUCUCGUGGCUGGUGCAUAAUGAAUACCCGUGCUUUUGAAGAACUGAGAACUUUUCAUCUGUUUCGUGCGACGAGCAGCUUUUCUAGCAUAAGCACUGCGCUUGGUUUCUUUUCG
Amoebophrya sp. A120 is the source of this 2583-nucleotide messenger RNA. Lineage: Eukaryota; Dinophyceae; Syndiniales; Amoebophryaceae. The record is from the annotation of a GenBank genome assembly.